CCCAUCACGUGGCUCCGAGACUCGCCUGAACCUGCCUGAAUCUGGGAGGGUGCGGUCGCGUCUUCCGGCUUCCACAGCCACUUCCCUCGGGAGACAGGAAAGCUCCGUCUCGGGCGCCGCCGUCUCACGUACCUUUCCGCCCGCGGCACGCCCCUCCGUGGCUGCGGGUUCCCCACGCUCUCUGUGGCUCGCGCCUGGUUGGGGCCCGCGUCCCCCACACUGCUCACUGCCCCGUCCCCUCCCACUCACCCCGUCUAAAAUGUCUAAUAUUCUCCAGAGCGCCCUUCUGAAAGCCGCCGAGGAAAAGUCAGGCUCGGGUUCGCAUUGUGUUUCAGGCUGCAUGUACCAAGUAGUUCAGACGAUUGGCACGGAUGGAAAAAGUCUUCUGCAGUUACUUCCAAUUUCCAAAUCUUCUGGAAAUCUUACCCCGGUAGUUCAAUCUCCAGUGGUAUUUGAUGCUUUGAAAGGGAAUACAGGAACACCAGUUCAAGUUACUUUUCAAACUCAGAUUUCCAGCUCCUCUACGAGUGCACCAGUUCAAUUACCCAUUUUUCAGCCAGCCAAUGCUACAAAGUAUUUUCUUACAAGAACAGUAGAUACAUCAGGAAAAGGUAGCGUUACUUCUGUGGGGACUGGAAGUCUUACGCCACCAGUUUCUAAUGUUGAGAGUCAUGGUGUGAAAAUUGAUGGACUCACCAUGCAAACAUUUGCUAUUCCUCCCUCAACACAGAAUUACUCAUCUUACUUUGUAGUCAAUACCCCAAGUCUUCCAAUGAAUAUGAAUUCUUCAAUUUUGCCUUCUGGGCAUCAUUUACAGAUUCCUGUGAAUAUGAAUUCUUCGAUUUUACCUUCCGGGUAUCAUUUACAGAUUCCAGCCUAUGCUGAAGUGAAAACUACACCUGCAACCACCUUGUCUCCUUCAGUUCAUCAAAAGAUAUGUGGAACUGCAACUACAAGCACCUCAGGAAUAGAUGAGUCCUCCCAAAUACCAAGAGUUUUUUAUAUAUCUCCUGUAAAUUCAGUGCAAAAUAUAGUUACUGAGAACUUGCAGGAUAUUUACCCCAAACAAGUGACAUUAAAUACCUCGAACAUUCCAGUGAACGUUGCUACACAGACAGAGUUAAAAGGUGGUCAGCACUCUCAGGCUACUCAAGUGACAUGGAAUUUUCAAGAGAAUCUACAGCCUGCUAUUCCAUCCCUUGUUCCUGUUAAGUCAUCAAAUGGGGCAUCAAAGAUUAUAAAAACUGUUAUAGGUAGAGAAGUGAUAGGAGAUAAUAUUAAAAGUACACAUCUGUUGACAACCAUCAGGUCUCGAAGGACACAAUACAUACGUGUGCCUUUUAAAGAUAAUGCAUUGGUAAUGCUUAAUGAGAAAGUCUAUCUGAUGACUAAAGAGGGUCUGCCAUCACAAAAUGACCAACAGAAUUCUGUUUCUUCUGAUACUCCUCUAAGAAAAGAUUGUUCACAGGUAGUAAGUUCAAGUCCAGGCACAGAAAUACCCAAAGAGGUAAAUAGUUCUUUGAUUGAAAGUAAAUCUUUGGAAUUGGAGACAAAAUCACUUUCAAAUUCCCAGCUUGCUUCCAUGGCCAGUCUAAGAGCAGAGAAGAAUGAAAAAGUGGAGAGACCAUCAUUUUCUAUGACAAACUCACAUACUUUGAACCAAUCCUGUAACUGCCUUAAACAGAACCAGACUGUGUUUACAAACCCAGUUUUUCCAGAUGGAUUUAGGACAGGACAGAAUACCCCCAGAAAAGAAAAUCUCAUCCAGAGCGUAGAGAAAAUAUGUUCCUCUGUCGAUGCAGCAACUGUUACUUCACAACAGUGUGUUUUCAGAGACCAAGAAUCACAGACCCAGUCUGAGAUGGCAUCCAUGUUAAAAAAGGAUACCCAAGAAAGAAAUAACAAGAAAUAUUCUCAAGGAAGCAACACAAAAGCGUCAUAUCUGAAGAGUGAUGCUGAAUUUAUAAAGCUCUUUGGUCUUACUAAAGAUUUGAGAGUUUGUCUUACUCGAAUUCCUGACCAUCUGGGCUCUAGAAAAGGUUUUGAUUCCUUUAAUAAUAUGGUGAAGAAUAAUUCUUACAGAGAUGCAGAUAUUGUGAUGAAGGAAGAAGAAGUAAAACAGCACAGCUUUCCUAAGAAAAGAAAAGCAAAAACCGUUAAGAAGAUGGAUUACACAAAAAGGAGAAAAAUAAAGAGGGCUAGUGACGCGGUCGUGAAUGGAACUGAUGAUGCCAGUUCCCAACUCCUUAGUAUUUUACCAACACCAGACAUACCGCAACAUAACAUUGUCACAAGCACAGCCAGGGAAGACAAGAGAACUGAGGUAGAAAACUGCUCCUAUGAGAAGCAGGAAAAAGGCACAUUAAGUUCAAGUACAUCUUGUGAACAAAGUUAUUUUAAUAGAAGCUAUACUGAAGAUAUUUUUCUAAUAACACCACCAGAAUUAGAAGAAACCAUUAGAGAUGAAAAAAUUAGAAGACUUAAGCAGAAUCUGAGAGAGAAAGAAGCAGCUCUUGAAGAAAUGCGUAAGAAGAUGCACCAAAACCAGUAAAGAUUUAAAGAACUGUAUUACUACAGAAGUCCCCUCUUACCUGAUGUGGAACGAGUCAAGACCCCCAAUGGAUGCCUAGAAGUGGAGAUAAUACCAAAUUAUGUAUUCAACUGCUGUGGCAUCAUUACGUUUAUUCAGAUAACUAAACGUUUAUUUAAAUGAAUAAUAAGCAAGUAGUAUAUACAGUGUGGAUACAUUUAAGAGGAUAAUUGUUGUCCUGAAUAGGAAUUUUUUGCCAUGCUUCUAAGAAUGGCAUGUAAUUUAAAAGUGAUGAAUUCCUUUCUGGAGUUUCUAAAUUGAUUUGGACAGUUUUUCAUGAAAACAGAAAAGGCAACUGCAAGCUAUAAGGGAUUGCUGUUACUUAUAAAAAGGCACUCUGAAAGUGUCUUUAUAUAAAACUUGAGGGGCACUAUAAAUGUUGGGUCAUAUGACCUGUCAAUUUACAUGAAGUAUUUCGACAUAUGUGUUUUAGAAGAAUAUUUUUGGUAUUUUUCUGUGAAAUGGCAUUCUUCAAAUUUGAAUAUUUUGUACAAGUUUUCUGUUAUAUCUUUAAAUUCCUCAGGUCUUACUCUGACAAAUAUUGUGUACUAUAAUCUGCAAUCCAGGAUAGGAAGUCAGCUGUAAACUUAACUUUACCAUUGAGUUUUUAUGUAUACUGUCUUGAUCUUCUUACCUAUAAUAUAAAA
Chionomys nivalis (European snow vole) is the source of this 3237-nucleotide messenger RNA. RefSeq names its product ligand dependent nuclear receptor interacting factor 1 (gene Lrif1). Bases 260 to 2551 code for a protein of 763 amino acids. Gene Ontology annotation, molecular function: nuclear retinoic acid receptor binding. The record is from RefSeq and is a predicted model, not a curated record. Lineage: Eukaryota; Metazoa; Chordata; Mammalia; Rodentia; Cricetidae. The transcript has 4 exons. Gene Ontology annotation, biological process: regulation of DNA-templated transcription.